AUGAAUACACAAAAGAAAAACAACGAUGGUACAGGUACAAAGGCCUUGGAAACCUUAGACCCGGCAGGUGUGGGUGAGCUCGCCACACAGGUCGUUAUCAAUAGCUCGGAUAAUGUAAGCUGGAAAACGGAACGGAAACAUAUGGAUUAUAAAGAUACGGACUUGAUUAACGGACACUGCUACUCUGACCCUCUCAGAUUUAGGGGAGGUGGUGAUGAGGACGACGAUAACGAAAACGACGUCGAAAUGACAGAUGCCGAAGGCACUAGUGGUGGCAUGGUCACGGCAGGCGGUGGCCUGCCUUCGCCGGUCUCACAAAGCUCCAAGCAGCCAAAAACGGCAAACAAGACAGUUGAUCUGAAAGACCUUAAUGACCUCUUAGGAUGGCUUGAGCAGACAGUAAUGAAAGAGAAAGGGAAAAAGCUGGGAGUCCUCAUCUCAGAAAAGAUGAUGGGCAAACUUGCUAGGCUCAGAGUCGUCACGACUGGCUUAACGCAUGAUAACAGCAGGCUACAAGGGGAGCUGAAGGGUAAAGAGGAUACCCAGAGAAUGAGCCUCACGUGCUUCACCGACAAGCUUGACGCAAAGAACGCCGAAGCCAACAACCUGAAGGCGGAGUUGGAAGCGCUCAAGAAGUCAGGACCGGCGUCUAGCCAAGCACCCGUCUCUAAGCCAACAUACGCCGAUAAGGUUGCAAGCGUACCGAAAGCCGCCGUCGCCACUGCGUCUAAGUCCAAAAAAAGCCAGUGA
Messenger RNA from Macrosiphum euphorbiae (potato aphid), 750 nucleotides. The record is from the annotation of a GenBank genome assembly. NCBI's taxonomy places the organism in Eukaryota, Metazoa, Arthropoda, Insecta, Hemiptera, Aphididae.